UCGCGCUGCAUGUUUUUUAAAUUCACAUCACCGACCACCAGACGUCGUUUCCUUUUGCCUGGGAGAUGAUGGACAGCAGGAUACUGGAUCCACCUCAUGCCCAGUUCGGAGGCUCCCUCGGUGGGAUGGUGAGCUUUCCUUACCAUCUCAGCCACCAUCAUAUGUACGAAUUAGCCGGUCAUCAACUUCAAUCUACGGCCGCGGUUCCUUUCUCAAUAGACGGAUUACUUAACGGCUCGUGCACAGCGUCUGUGGUUAACUCGAACCCCCUCUUGUCGGCUGGCUGCGGCAUGAAUGGAGAUAACCAACACUACAAACUGACAGAUUCGGGGGAUCCAGAAAAGGAUAGUCCGGGUUGUAAAAGAAGACGAACUCGUACCAAUUUCACAGGCUGGCAGCUGGAAGAAUUAGAGAAGGCUUUUAAUGAAAGUCACUAUCCAGAUGUGUUCAUGAGGGAAGCACUUGCUCUGAGAUUGGAUUUGAUAGAAUCAAGAGUCCAGGUAUGGUUUCAAAAUCGUAGAGCAAAAUGGAGAAAAAAGGAGAACACUAAAAAGGGACCGGGGCGACCUGCACACAACUCCCAUCCGACGACCUGCAGUGGCGAGCCCAUGGACCCGGAGGAAAUUGCACGCAGAGAACUGGAGAGGAUGGAAAAAAAGAAAAGGAAACAAGAAAGACGGCUUUUAAAAUCCCAGAAUAAACUCAUGUCGGGGGAUUUAUUUCACACCCCAGGAUCUGACAGUGACAGUGGCUUGUCACAAAUAACGGACAGCGAGCAAAAUAUCCAUUUCAACCAAACGCAACCAAGCUGUGACCAAACACCGCAGAAACUCCAGGACCAAAGAGACACAGACCAAGACGCACGUGGAUCCGAGCUGGACUCAUCCGAAAGCGGUCAGCAGUCAAAUUUGUGCUCCAGUAGUAGGUCUUCCGCUCUUCAAAAACCCAGUCCCUUUAGCGUGGAAAGCCUUCUAUCGGACUCCAGGCCUCGGCGCAAGUCGCCAAUGGACUUCCCAGUACCCACUCCACGGCCUUUGAUAGGGAAAGGACAUUUUUUACUUUACCCUAUAACGCAACCUCUAGGUUUCAUUGUUCAACAGACUGCUUUGAAGACAACGACGUCAAGCCCUGAUGGUGAAAAUGGACAGAAAGGGCCGGCCACUGAUAAUAACUUUGCUGGAAACCCAGGACACAGGAACACCAAGGAGAACAGCAUUGUAAACAGCACAGUCGCGCGUGCAAUCAAAGGCCAGGUCAGUCAGUCGGGCAACAUAACGUGUUCACCACAGAGCAGUCCACCACAGACUACAAUUAAUGGUCAUUCAUCGGGCAGCUGUAAUGAAAGAUGCCCACAAGAUAUACAGUUAGACCUCGCCGAGCCAAAAUCUCCACAAUCAGAGAAAAAGGAGCAGUCGUUACCAGACUAUCCACCACAAAAUUCAGAAUCAGCGACAACCAGCAAGGACACCGACAAAGACUCAGUUGAUGUCGAUAUGGAAUAAAUUUAAUUAUAGUAGAAAACGAGGAGCGUGUCGAUAUGGGCACGACACUCCUCCAAAGAUUAACCGAAGAGGAAAAAAUGUCGACAUAUCGAAACGUAUCGUUUUCAUUGAAAUAUUUAUAUUCUGAUUAGGAGAAAUGUCUGUGUGAAUAAUUUGUAUAUGUGUGGUGGGCUAUCAAAUGUUUAUUGAACAAAUAGCAUCAGCAGCUCCCUGUAUAACAAACUGUAAAAAAAGAGACAAGA
Messenger RNA from Triplophysa dalaica, 1744 nucleotides. It is a transcript of the gene uncx, whose product is annotated as UNC homeobox. Bases 66 to 1502 code for a protein of 478 amino acids. Gene Ontology annotation, molecular function: sequence-specific double-stranded DNA binding; DNA-binding transcription factor activity, RNA polymerase II-specific. NCBI's taxonomy places the organism in Eukaryota, Metazoa, Chordata, Actinopteri, Cypriniformes, Nemacheilidae. Gene Ontology annotation, biological process: regulation of DNA-templated transcription. The record is from RefSeq and is a predicted model, not a curated record. The transcript is spliced from 3 exons.